Molecule: messenger RNA, 805 nt
Organism: Salvia miltiorrhiza (redroot sage)
Lineage: Eukaryota; Viridiplantae; Streptophyta; Magnoliopsida; Lamiales; Lamiaceae
Exons: 3
Coding region: 1-624 (207 amino acids)
Biological process (GO): cell wall organization
Cellular component (GO): cytosol
Molecular function (GO): UDP-N-acetylmuramate dehydrogenase activity; FAD binding
Source: RefSeq, a predicted model, not a curated record
AUGCGUUAUCAAAAUAGCAUCGCCUUCUUAGAGAGGAUCGACUCUGGUUUGUCCAGAGCUGGAAGCGGCUACCCCGUCAAUCGUCUGGGCGUGCACACUGCGAAUGAGGGAUUUACGGGGCUUGAAUUCGCCGGAGGGAUUCCGGGCACCGUUGGCGGCGGCGCUUACAUGAAUGCCGGAGCAAAUGGACAGGAAACGGGUGAUGCUGUGGAAAGCGUUGAGAUUAUGACGAGUGAGGCAGAGUACAAGAUUCUAAAGAGAGGCGACCUCAGUUUCGGAUAUCGAUGGUCUUCGUUUCAAGAGAUGAACGACUUGGCAGCCAUCACUGCUGUCACCUUCAAGCUCAAGGUCUUAGAAACAGCCAAGAAAAACCAGCAAGAAUACUUGGAAAGGAGGAGAUGCAGGCAACCAUUGGGGGAGAGAAGUGCUGGCUCAGUGUUCCGUAAUCCGCAGGGGACGGAGUUUUCAGCAGCGCAGCUGAUUGAGAGGGCCGGCUUGAAAGGAUGCAGAGUCGGAGGGGCUGUCACGCCAACUUCUUUAUCAACUGCGGUGGUGCAACUUGCCGCGGCAUGCUUGGACUCAUUGAGUUGGCCAAGGAGGCUGUGUGGAGGCAAUUUGAUGUAGAGCUUGAAGAAGAAGUCUUGUAUUUUCCUCCAUGAUGUCAGAAACUAGAAAUGCAAACUGAUGAGAAACUAAACUAAGCUGCUCUAUUGCUAUAUGCUAGUAAAUAGUAUCUGUAUAACACAUUAUACAUGUAAGAUGAAUCACUUGAUGAAAUCAGUAGAAAUGGCAUCUUCAUCGGCUA